Alternaria burnsii is the source of this 1806-nucleotide messenger RNA. RefSeq lists its product as uncharacterized. The transcript has a single exon. NCBI's taxonomy places the organism in Eukaryota, Fungi, Ascomycota, Dothideomycetes, Pleosporales, Pleosporaceae. The record is from RefSeq and is a predicted model, not a curated record. The coding region runs from base 1 to 1806 and encodes 601 amino acids.
AUGGAACGAUGUAGCAUUCCCACAUACCAAGAACAGCCAUUGGACAGGAGUAGAAGAGAGCUCCGGCUGCUGCAUCUUCACCCACGAACCACCGAUCACAUAACGGCUACGUUGAGCGUAGCAGAUCUUGAGAGCGCUGCUGAGACUUACUCAUGCGUUUCCUAUGUGUGGGGAAAUCCGAACGAAACGGUACCAAUCGAAGUAGACGGGCAUGAGAUGCAGAUCACCCUCAACCUGUUUGACUUUCUGCAUCACAUCAGAGAUCCUAAUGAUACCCUCAUCCUUUGGGUGGAUGCUAUCUGCAUAAACCAAAACGAUCUGGAAGAAAAGUCCCACCAAGUGGCGAUGAUGGGAGACAUCUACUCUAGAUGUUCAGUCGUGCACGCUUGGUUAGGCACGCCCCCGUCAGAGAUGGUACUGGAGAUGAAUCCAUUCGCAAUGUUCGAACAUAUUGCGGAUGGAAAGCAUUGGCACGAUCUUCCGGGCGUUCUUGAAGAGGGAGAUGACGAGGGAGCACCAAAUGAUGUGUUCGUUGAUCAAAUGGUUGCGUUUCACUUGAUUGCUGACAGUGCAUGGUGGACGCGAUCAUGGACUGUUCAAGAGAUCAUACUACCCACAUCCGGUAUUUUGUGGUAUGGAUCACAUAGCAUGACCUGGGAUCGCUUUGCGCUUGUUUUCGAAAGAGCAAACGCCGCAUACGUCCAUUGCUGCACACAAGGUACGGAGGCGACGAAACAUUGGGGCCCAAAGAUGGAUAAGUUCAACCGAUUCAUGUCCAGCAUUGCGAUCAUCGAUAAAUUGCGACAAUAUCGACAACAGACGACCGAACAAGUAGUCGACGUCCUGUCCAGCAACGAACAACCACCAUCAUUUCACAGCAUCUUACUUUCCUUCUCAAACCGACAAUGUAAAGACCCCCGCGAUAAGAUUUUCUCGGUCCUCGGUUUGGCACCCGCGCGGAUGUUUGAUGCAUACACACCCAACUACCAACAACCGUUGACGGAUUGCUUCACAGACGUCUAUCGGAGAAUGUUAGAGUAUGAUAACGAUACUUCGAGAGUUUUGUUGGGUAGAGGGUUUGGACCAUAUAACAAAGGUUUGCCAUCUUGGGCCCGUGACCUCUCCAAGCAACAUGACGGGCAAGAUUGGGAGGAGACCAGAGCGCGGCUUUCUGGCUUAUAUGAUUGUUCCGCAGGGUCUUCAAACACAGUCACCGUAAAAGAUGGCAGAGAGCUUCACACCAAAGCUAGAAAGGCCGACAUCAUUCGAGUUGUAGGCAAAACACACCGACUACAGAAAUCUGGUGUGGCUUCACAAAUUAUAGCCAUGCUACAGUCGUAUGAGUUGGCGUCGGAAACCUUGACCUAUACAGAGGAAGCGCAUCUGAACAAAGCAUUCAUGCGGACUAUUUGUGCAACAAUCACACAAGACGUGGAAGACAGUGGGCAAUGGAGGAGAUGCGAAGACGAUGACCUGCCCAGCCCCGAAUCUUGGCUAAGUCUUCUGACAGGAGAAGGUUACACGUUGCCUUACGCGUUCACAUCAGCAAUGUUGUUGGCCACGGAAAAUCGUUGCUUAUUCAUCACAGAAUCGGGAAACCUUGGAAUGUGCUACCCUGGUACGAAACCUGGGGACGAAGUUUGGGCCUUGUCAGGUAUGAAUGUGCCCUUCGUGCUGCGAAAAGCAACUAAAGGGCAUCAUUUGGAGAGCGCUUAUCACUUGAUGGGGGACUGUUUUCUGCUUGAUCAGAUGGAUGGAGAGAUCAUGCAGAAUGAUGAAGAGACAAAAUCGAUAGUCCUGGUUUAA